AUGUACAUCCUGGGCAGUGUUCCAACAAUUUCGACAACAGAUGCAGGUUGCCCUGUCAUAUUCGACGUAUAUGAUUGGACGGGUAACGUUGUAGAGGUAAUGCUGGGCGUCAUCAUGAUUGCUCGGUUACAUGCCAUGUAUCAGCGAUCCAGAAAAGUGCUGAUAUUUCUCGUUGUCAGCUUUCUGGCCAUCACAAUCGCCAACGCAGUGAUGAUCGCAAUAACGACGAUACAUAUUUCAGGGGAGGUCGUUGCACUGUGCCUCGCGGUGUGGAGUGCUGUAAAACACUUCCGUGAACUGCGACGACACUCAACAAGUGGUAUUAUCGGGGACUGUUUCACAGUGUUAAUGAAAACUCAUAUCGUGCAGACGUUUGUGCUGGGACCACGCCUCAUCCUUGGUGUUCGAGAAUAUCACGCUGAGCUCGUGGCAAACUCUGAUACAGCAACUGCUAUGACUUCAAUCGCUUUUGAGGAGCGUGUCCACGUUACUAUGCAGGCAGCAGCAGAAUUCCUUGUAUUUAUUCCAGAUUUUGUCGUGGUACUUAUUUAUUACUCGACCACUGAAGUGGCGCCUGUAGACCCUUUCAGCACCCUUGUUCAUCCUAACUGCUCCAAUGCACAGAGUACCUCUAGCAGGACCGUGACUCGUCGAUUAGGGUCCCAAGCGGAUCCAGUACUGCAGGUGCCAUCAACUGCAUUCGAAAUUGGGAUAACGAGGGGGAAUGGCGAGAAGUGCGCGGGCACAGGCGGACCGACUAAACUCGCAUUUGUGCAGUUGGUUAUGCUUAUGGAGUAG
Molecule: messenger RNA, 798 nt
Organism: Suillus subalutaceus
Lineage: Eukaryota; Fungi; Basidiomycota; Agaricomycetes; Boletales; Suillaceae
Exons: 10
Coding region: 1-798 (265 amino acids)
Source: RefSeq, a predicted model, not a curated record